AUGAAGUGGAAUGUGAUUCUUUUCUUAUGUCUGACUACGACGAGUUUAUUUCUUCUUCAACGUUCUGAAGGAAAUGAAAUAUUUCUACAUACUGCUUCAGCUACGCUUUCUCCAAAUGCUCUCAUUUAUCGAAAUGAACGGGCUGAAGCGUCCAAUGCGAUUGACGGAGACAACAGAGAGGGAAGUAGCGGCAGGUCGUUUGACGGUCUUAUGAAAUGUGCAGUUACAGCUACGGGCCGAGACACAUUGAAGUACCUAAAAAUAGAAAUGACACGACAGGAGGACAUUUCAUACGUAAAAUUAUAUCUGAGAGACGGUUUGAACAGCCGAAGGCAACAGAAUGGACUUACGGUCAGUGUCAGCAACAGCUCCAACAUCGAUUCUGCUACACGUUGUAGCGAUAAAGUGUACGAUGCUUCUACGCACGGGCAAUCGCCAGUGUUUGUUUGCAUGAAUCAAGCACGCUACAUUUGGGUCGUAUUACGAAACAGUCGAUGGCAUCUUCAAGUUUGCGAAGUUCGAGCAUACACUGGUCCUAUGAAUUUGACUGCUCCUGGACUUACGUCGUUGUCAGACGGACCAUUUACUUUUCAUGGUUUGACGGCAAGCGCUGCUAAUGUUGUAGAUGGCAAAUCAUCGAUCGGCCAAUCAAAAGGAUCUGGUUUUAGGUUCUGCGCUGUCAAUAAUUACAGAAAAAACGACAAACUACAGUUUCUUCGCAUUUCUCUCUAUCAAAGACAACCGAUUCUUUCUGUUCGUUUGCAUUUGAGAGACCCACCAAAAGGUUUUAGACCAACUCGCUAUUACAGCAGACUCGGCAUCGUAAAUGUUGGCGUUGGUAACUCCAGCGAUGUGAACGAUGUACGACGACAGUGCGGGUCAUCAUAUCAAGCAAGCCAAGGACAAUCACCAAUCUUUAUCUGCUACGCUACUGGAAGUUACGUCUGGUUGACUGUAAGAGCAAAUUUUUUUCUUGAAGUCUGUGAAGUGGAAGUUUACGCAGAUGUUCACUGCAUUACUCCUAAAUCUCUUGUCAAUGGCAAAUACAGCAUCACGAAUGACUCCGUGGGUGGGUUUUUGUCAGUGGAAUGCAAUCAAGGGUAUAAACCCACAUCCUCUAAACCGAUUACAUGUGAGAGCAGUGGAAAUUGGAGUCAGCCGUUUCCGACGUGCAAAGUAUCUGGUUGUAAUAAAUAUGACAAUCCAAAGAACGGGAAUGCUUUGGCGUCUACUGAUGAAUUUGGAGAAAUAAUACACGUAGCAUAUACUUGCGACAAAGGCUACCAUCUCAUUGGAAACGAAACUCGAGAAUGUGAUCAUGGAAGUUUGACCGGAGAUCCUCCAAUAUGUCAGGCAGUGAGUUGCGGAUUACCGCCCACUGUGAAGAACGGAAAUUAUUCUGGAAAUGUGUUUUCUUACGGAAACACUGUUGAAUACACAUGCAAAAAGGGCUAUCAUUUGAAGGGUCCUAAAGUCAUCACAUGCCAGAGUAACAAAACGUGGAAUAUAACAAAGAAUUUGAAGUGUGAACUGUACUGUGAAAGACCUGUAAUUCCUCAUCCUGGACGAAUCACCAACAUUUCACCUGACAUUACUGAAUUUCCGUUGUACACAACUUUGAAAUACGGCUGUGAAACAGGAUACCUACUUGCAAAUAAUUCAGGAAAGUACAGUACCUGUCGAUCUAACGGGUCGUGGUCAUUGGAACGUCCAGCAUGUCACGGUUGGUAG
Messenger RNA from Corticium candelabrum, 1731 nucleotides. Its product is annotated as complement receptor type 2-like. NCBI's taxonomy places the organism in Eukaryota, Metazoa, Porifera, Homoscleromorpha, Homosclerophorida, Plakinidae. The coding region runs from base 1 to 1731 and encodes 576 amino acids. The record is from RefSeq and is a predicted model, not a curated record. The transcript has 7 exons.